Messenger RNA from Rattus norvegicus (Norway rat), 5300 nucleotides. It is a transcript of the gene Mtf1, whose product is annotated as metal-regulatory transcription factor 1. Bases 137 to 2164 code for a protein of 675 amino acids. Gene Ontology annotation, biological process: DNA-templated transcription; cellular response to zinc ion; response to metal ion. The record is from RefSeq and is marked provisional. Gene Ontology annotation, cellular component: nucleoplasm; cytoplasm; nucleus. NCBI's taxonomy places the organism in Eukaryota, Metazoa, Chordata, Mammalia, Rodentia, Muridae. The transcript has 11 exons. Gene Ontology annotation, molecular function: RNA polymerase II cis-regulatory region sequence-specific DNA binding; DNA-binding transcription factor activity; histone acetyltransferase binding.
UGACGCUAGGGACAGGUGGGGGCAAUCAUGGUGCCGCUGGGGAGGGGAGAAGCUGCCGCUGCCGCUGUUGCCGGGAGCCGCGGAGAAAGGCCAUUACCUUUUCAUUUCUCACAAUUGGGCUGAGCACAAGUGAACCAUGGGGGAACACAGUCCAGACGACAACAUCAUCUUCUUUAAGGGAGAGGAAGAUGACCUAACCCCGCAUGACAAGAUGCUCAGGUUUGUGGAUGACAACGGACUGGUGCCUUCCUCAUCUGGAACUGUUUAUGAUAGGACCACUGUUCUCAUAGAACAGGACCCUGGCACUUUGGAGGAUGAUGAAGACGAUGUACAGUGUGGAGAACACUUGCCUUUUCUGGUGGAAGGUGAAGAGGGCUUCCUAAUAGAUCAGGAAGCAAUGUCCCAGGGUUACGUACAACACAUUAUCUCACCAGAUCAGAUUCAUUUGACUAUAAACCCUGGUUCCACGCCCAUGCCAAGAAACAUUGAAGGUGCGACUCUUACUCUGCAGUCGGAAUGUCCUGAAACGAAACGGAAAGAAGUAAAGCGGUACCAGUGCACCUUUGAGGGAUGCCCGCGCACCUACAGCACAGCAGGCAACCUACGCACCCACCAGAAGACUCACCGAGGAGAGUACACCUUUGUCUGUAAUCAGGAGGGCUGUGGCAAGGCCUUCCUCACCUCCUACAGCCUCAGGAUCCAUGUGCGAGUGCACACAAAGGAGAAGCCAUUUGAGUGUGACGUGCAGGGCUGUGAGAAGGCAUUCAACACACUGUACAGGUUGAAAGCACAUCAGAGGCUUCACACAGGGAAAACGUUUAACUGUGAAUCUCAAGGCUGCAGCAAGUACUUCACCACACUCAGUGAUCUGCGGAAGCACAUUCGAACCCAUACAGGAGAAAAGCCAUUUCGAUGUGAUCAUGACGGCUGUGGAAAAGCAUUUGCAGCAAGCCACCACCUUAAAACUCACGUCCGUACACACACUGGCGAAAGACCCUUCUUCUGCCCCAGUAACGGCUGUGAGAAGACAUUUAGCACUCAGUACAGUCUCAAAAGUCACAUGAAAGGUCACGAUAACAAAGGCACCGCGUACAGUGCACUUCCUCAACACAAUGGAUCAGAGGAUACAAAUCACUCACUUUAUCUGAGUGAGUUGGGCCUUCUGUCCACGGAUUCUGAAUUGCAAGAAAAUUCCAGUUCGACACAGGACCAGGACCUCAGCACAAUUUCACCAGCAAUCAUCUUUGAAUCAAUGUUCCAGAAUCCUGACGACCCUGCGAUUCAGGAUGACCCUCUGCACACAGCUGCCUUGAUUGACAGCUUCAACGGAGAUGCAGAAUCUGUCAGUGAUGUCCCACCGCCUGCAGGAAAUUCAGCGUCUUUAUCUCUUCCACUUGUACUGCAGCCUGGCAUCUCCGAGCCACCCCAGCCUCUGCUGCCAGCCUCAACUCCGUCCGCUCCUCCACCUGCUCCCUCCCUAGGACCUGGUUCCCAGCCAGCUGCAUUUGGCAGCCCCCCUGCUCUCUUACAACCUCCAGAAGUGCCUGUUCCCCACAGCACACAGUUUGCUGCUAAUCAUCAAGAGUUUCUUCCGCACCCCCAGGCGCCACCCCAGACCAUCGUACCAGGACUCUCUGUUGUUGCUGGGGCUCCUGCAUCAGCAGCAACAGUGGCAUCAGCCGUGGCAGCACCAGCCCCACCACAAAGUACUACUGAGCCCCUGCCUGCUAUGGUCCAGACUCUGCCCCUGGGUGCCAACUCUGUCCUAACUAAUAAUCCCACCAUAACCAUCACCCCAACUCCUAACACGGCAAUCCUGCAGUCCAGCCUAGUCAUGGGAGAGCAGAACUUACAGUGGAUAUUGAACGGUGCCACCAGUUCACCACAAAACCAAGAACAAAUUCAGCAAGCAUCGAAAGUGGAGCAGGUGUACUUUACCACCGCAGUACCAGUAGCCAGUAGCACAGGGAGCUCUGUUCAGCAGAUUGGCCUCAGUGUUCCUGUGAUCAUCAUCAAACAAGAGGAGGCCUGUCAGUGUCAGUGUGCGUGCCGGGACUCUGCGAAGGAGCGGGCGGCCGGCCGGAGAAAGGGAUGUUCUUCCCCACCCCCUCCAGAGCCGAACCCCCAGCCUCCUGAUGGGCCCAGCCUGCAACUGCCACCCUAGACUUCUCCCUCAUCCCUGCCCCCCUCAUCCUCCUCCACCGGACCCUCUUCCUGUGAGCAAAGCAGACAGGCUGAGGCUCCUCAGACCCUCCAAAAUGUUAAGUGCCAUGGAUGUGUCAGAGUUCCUGUCCCUCCAGAGCCUGGACACCCCGUCCAAUCCGGUUCACAGUGAAGCACUACUGCAGGGGUAGAGGAAAGAGCCUGGCCAGCAGCUUCUCCAGGGGAAGGGCCUGUGCGCACCCCUCCAGGAACAGGGUGAGCAGGGAGUGCCGGCCGGGUGUGAUGCUGCCUGCCGUCAUGGGGUCAGAAAUUGGAAGGAUGAAGAAAUCUGCCAUCUGAAAGCCUCACCUUUCAGACAUAUUUUCUUUACUCAUACCCCAGGAACAUCCAUUUUAAGGAACUGAUCUUUGGAGGAAAAAACAAAAAAAGAAAAAAAAAAAAAGCUAAGUUAUAAGUGAACUGUCUGGCUGCACUGUAUGUCACUUUUGCUUAUUGUUAUGUGAACUUGGAAAUUAAGGUUACUUGUAUGCAUAAAAGUUCUAAAUGAAAGGGUGUGGUUUCCAUCAAUUUGGUACUGCCCAUCAUUUGCACUGGGGUCAUUGUGGAUUGGGCAGGAGAGUUCACUGUGCCGGGUGUUGCUCUUCUGUGUCUUUAAUCUGAGGCAGCACCUGGAGGGCCAGACCACCGCGCUGUGACAGCGGGUAAUGGCAAGGGCAGAGGAGAGCUGUGAGUUAGACAGGGAGAGGUGUUUGUUGUUGGCUUGGUUUCUGUGGAGCUUGGAGUAGAAGCAGAGGGCCGUGCCCUGUAUCCUGCUCAGUCCUAGGGGGCAGCUGCAGGCCUCCUGGCCAUAGUGAAGAUGUGGUUCUGCAGGGCCGAGGCAACUGUUGACAGCUCUGUUGAUAAUGCUAAAGCGAUCUCUAGCACAGCCACAGUCUUUGCCUUCUUGGCUCUUCCCAUUUCUCAGUGCUUGUCAGUGCUUGAGGCUUGGAGUUCAUCUCUCCUAAGGAAGCGCCUUAUUUUAUCCUAAAGUAAAUGAGAGGCUCGUGGCCAGCGGCUGCCAGGGUCUGCCUGCCUUGGGUGACGUUUGUUUCCUCAGAGCAGAAGGGCUGCUUUUCCAGGGAAAGUACGAGCUAAGGGAGCUGGACGAGGCUUCAGGCGGUCGGCAGGCAUCUGGUACCCAGUUCUAGCGAGGCUUUUCUGUCAUCCUCUCCCACCUGCAUCGCUCUUGUCUCUUAGACUUGCAUACAGCCUCAUACAGUGCAAACGGUGACAUGAUCUCUAAACAAACAGGAAUAAAAACCUAAAAUGAUGAUAUUCUACUCAGGGUAAAACAAAAAAUCCCCUUCCACCAAAAAGCCUGAAGCUCGCAGUCAGUUACCUCAUUUGGAGUGUUUCGUUGAGUUGUUACAGGACUUUUUUUAUUAGUCCAUAGAAUUACACCCAUCUCCUUGCCUUUGACUCCAGGUUAUUGCCUCUUCAAACAUAAGUACAAUCUAUAGGAGAAUGGGGUGUGGCUGUUCUUUGGUGGCCAUUGGUGUUUGGCAAGCUCAGAAGGUAGCUGGAUCCGGAGACUAGAGGAGGCCUUUGCCUCCCACAAGAAGCAGGGUCCGGUGCCCCAACAGGACAACCAGAGAGCUGUGUAGGUUGAGCCUUAGGGCCAGCUAGGAUGGUGACCCUUGUCUUCAGGCAAGAUAUUUAAGGACAACUGGCCAAGAGGGUCAUGGCAGCAGUAUUGAGAAGCGGCACAGGUACAAGCAGCUGAUCUCCCAUUCCAGGAAUGUGAAUUUCUGAUGUUCUACACCCCUCCCCCCCAAAAAAGUUGAUGGGUUUGGGUGACCAUAGACCUCCGCAGAAAUCCAAAAGGUAGGAAGAGCCCUCUAUUGGCACAAUGGUUAGUCCUUCUGGGGACCAACUGCUUGGGUGUAGGUUUGUCCUUUGCUGUCUCUGGGAUUUGCACUCACAGGAAGCUUUGCAAGUGAGCUUGUACCAAGAGGCAGUGAUGGCCCUCCCGCUUACUCUGCCUGUGAUGGCUGGGAGCUGCUGACAUAGGAAACAGGAGCCUAGGGAGGAUGUGUGGAAGGCUUUAAUGGUUUAAAUAUGGCUUCUUGGUUAGCUAGGGCUGUGCUCCUAAUGUCCAUUCCUGGGUCAUUGGCUUUUCACCCUCCACAGUUGGGGUAGUGAAGAAACAUUUGAGCAGUGUUGAGACCAAAGUGUUGCUAGGUGAAGGAGUUCAGUGAUUUUAGAACACAUGAGACUCUCAGAUCCAAAGAGCUUUUGGGAAGUGAGGGCUUUGCUUGCAGUCAGUGGUUGUGCAGAGCUGCUGUGUGACCCAUGGCAGACACUUCUGCCAUCGUUACCAGCAGUCCUCCCCCAUCCUUCCACAAGCCCUACCCCUAAUGCCAAGGACCUUGGAGAAGACGGAGUCUCCCAGCUAAACAAGAGCCAGAAAGACCCUUCAUGGAAAGAGUGUUUUCUCCAGGGAAUGACCAUAGGUUAGGUAAGGCCAAGAAGAGUGAGUUCAAGCAGGUCACUUUAAGCCUUUCCUUCCACAGCAGCCAUCACCACUGUCCCCCUGCAGAGCCUACUGGGGUGACCACUGGUCAGCAGUGGGGCUGUGGACCUAGGAGGUGGUCAGGUAAUCUUGGUCCCACCAAACUGCCUUAUAAAUGUGGCCCUUCCCAGGCAGGAAGGUAAGGCCGAGGGAAGAUAGCUCAGGCUCCCUGACGGGGUCUGACCAAUCUCAUGGGGCAGCACUAGUUUGGCCACAGGAGUGCUGUCAUUUAUUGACUUACUCUAGUUUAGGAGAGGCCUUGAGAUGUGGAGAGCCCUCUAGGUAGAAUGUAGCAGGGCUUCUCUUCCCUUUCAGAGUCAAUAAAUGGGAAAAGGUGGUGUUCCGGGUUAAGGCAGUAGGCUGACGGGGUAAUGGAAGUGCCUGAGGUUUUCCUGAGGCUUUGUAUGAUGCUGAAUGUGUCCAGAACCUCAUAUUGAUAUUUUAAAGAAAUAAUAAAAUAAAAAGCACUUUAGGUUACUUUAUCUUUAACCCAAUUGGUGCAAUUUCUAUUGUGUAUGUAUAUAUAUACAUAUAUACUUUCCACAAAGUUUUAUUUUUUGCUCAGAAUAAAAGUUAAGUUGAGGUG